UUCCCAUUUCCCAUUUCCCAUCCCGAUCCCGUCUCUCCCUCAUUCCCGCAGGGAAGGGAUGCUCCUCUCCUAACGCCCCGGCCCUCCCUCGGACCAGCGCCAUUCCCGACCCCCGGAGCAGCUCUUCCCGCCGCCUCUCCGGGAUUCCCGACACCAUGGGGACGCCGGAUCGGGAUCCCCCCCGGGAUUCCCCCCGGGAUUCCCAGCGGGAUCAGGAGGAGACGCGGAUCCUCAAGGUUUGCUUCUACAGCAACAGCUUCAACCUGGGCAAGAACUUCAAGCUGGUCAAGUGCACGGUGGCCACCGAGAUCCGGGAGGUGAUCCGCUCCAUCCUGCAGAGCGGCCGGAUCGGGCCGGACAUCCGUCUGUCCGGCUGUUACGGCCUGCGGCUGAAGCACGUCAAGUCGGACGAGAUCCACUGGCUCCAUCCCCACCUGACCGUGGGAGAAGUCCAGGAAAAAUACGAGUGCCUCCACCUGGAAGCCGAGUGGAGGUACGACCUCCAGAUCCGGUACCUGCCUGAGGAUUUCAUGGAGCGCUUCCAGGAGGACAGGACCACGCUGCUCUACUUUUACCAGCAGGUGCGCAGUGAGUACAUGCAGAGCUACGCCAGCAAGGUCAGCGAGGGCAUGGCCCUGCAGCUGGGCUGCCUCGAGCUCAGGAGGUUCUACAAGGACAUGCCCCACAAUGCGCUGGACAAGAAAUCCAACUUCGAGUUCCUGGAGAAGGAGGUGGGGCUGGACCUGUUCUUCCCCAGCCAGAUGCAGGAGAACCUGAAGCCGCGGCAGCUGCGUCGGAUGAUCCAGCAGACGUUCCAGCAGUUUGCGCAGCUGCGCGAGGACGAGUGCGUCCUGAAAUUCCUGCUGACCCUGGGAGCCUGCGCCCCCAUCGAGCAGGAGAGCUUCCGCUGCCAGCUCGCCCAAGGGUGGAACAUCACGGUGGAUCUGGUCAUCGGCCCCAAGGGGAUCCGCCAGCUCACCGCCAAGGACUCCAAGCCCACCUGCCUGGCGGAAUUCCGGGAUAUCCGAUCCAUCCGCUGCUCGGCGGCCGAGGACGGGCAGGCGCUGCUGCAGCUGGCGCUCAGCGGGAACCCCCAGUCGCUGGCGAUCCGGACGUCGUCGCUGGCGGAGGCGGAGAACAUGGCCGACCUCAUCGACGGCUACUGUCGGCUCCAGGGGGACUCGGAGACGUCGCUGAUCGCAUUCCCGAGGAAAGACCGGGAGAAGCGGAUCAGCCUCCCACAGAUCCCGGCCCCGAAUCUGGGAGAGAGGAAUUCCACCGUUUCCCACAGCGCCAGCGGCGAUUCCGAGAUCUACGCCGAGAUCCUGGACGAGUCCUCGCGGCCCAGAUCCGGAGCCCAACCCUUCGGAAUCUCCCGCGACGCCGUCGCCCUGGGCCGCAUCCUGGGAGAAGGAUUCUUCGGAGAGGUUUUCCAAGGAAUCUACAGCGCUCCCGGCGGGGAGCGCGUGGAUGUGGCCGUCAAGACCUGCAAGGAGGAUUGCAGCCCGGAAAACCGGGAGAAGUUCCUCAGCGAAGCCGUGCUGAUGAAGAAGCUGGACCACCCCCACAUCGUCAAACUCAUCGGCAUCACCGAGGACGAGCCCACCUGGAUCGUCAUGGAGCUCUAUCCCUACGGAGAGCUGGGGCAGUUCCUGGAGCGUCGUCGUGCGGAGCUGGCGGUGCCCAGGCUGGUGCUGUACGCGCUGCAGGUGGGGAAGGCCCUGGCCUACCUGGAGGCGCUCAGCUGCGUCCAUCGGGACAUCGCCGUGCGGAACGUCCUGGUGGCCUCCCCGGAAUGCGUCAAGCUGGGAGACUUCGGCCUCUCCCGCUACAUCGAGGACGAGGAAUAUUACAAAGCUUCCGUCAGCCGCCUUCCCAUCAAGUGGAUGGCGCCGGAAUCCAUCAACUUCCGACGCUUCACCACCGCCAGCGACGUCUGGAUGUUCGCCGUGUGCGUGUGGGAGAUCCUGAGUUUCGGGAAGCAGCCGUUCUUCUGGCUGGAAAACCGGGAUGUGAUCGGAGUCCUGGAAAAGGGGGAUCGGCUCCCCAAGCCCGAGCGCUGCCCGCCCCUGCUCUACGCGCUCCUGACGCGCUGCUGGGACUACGACCCCGGGGAAAGGCCCCGCUUCCAGGAGCUGGUCUGCAGCCUCAGCGACAUUUACCUGAUGGAGAAGGAGCUGGCCCAGGAGCAGGAGAGGAACCAGCGGCACCGCGCUCCCAAAAUCCUGGAGCCGCCGACAUUCCAGGAGCCGCCCCCCAAGCCCAGCAGGCCCCUGUACAAGCCGCCAUCCCAGAAUAAUCUCCUGGCUCCCAAGCUGCAAUUCCAGGUUCCGGAGGGGCUCUGUGCCAGCUCUCCCGCCCUCGCCAGUCCCGCCGAGUACCAGACUCCGGCCAAUUCCCGGCGCUCUCCUCCUCCUCCCGGCCGCCACAGCGCCUUCAAGCGCCGCAGCAUGAGGGAGGAGGAUUUCCAGCGGCCGCGGAGCCGGGAGGAGGCUCAGGAGCUGCUGGAGCUGGAGCGGCUGCGGGUGGAGCGCGCCAUGGAGCGCCAGCAGCGCGAGAUGCUGGAGGACGAGCGCUGGCUGCGACAGGAGGUCCAGAGCCUGGAUCCCAAGGUUUUCCUGACCAACAACAUUCCUCCGCUGCUCCCGGAGAAGGAGACGGAUUACACGCAAUUCACGGGGCCCCCCCAGAAACCUCCGCGGCUCGGAGCUCAGCCGGCGGCGCAGCCGGAGCGCCGGGAUGAUCCGGUUUACGGGAACGUCACGGAUCUGGUGCGGGCCGUGCUGCGGCUGAAGAACGAGAUCGGGCUGGUGCCUCCCGACGGAUACAUCCUGGUGGUCAAGGACAUCGGCCUCUCCCUACGGAAACUCAUCGGGAGCGUCGACGAGAUCCUUCCCGACCUCCCGCCCUCUUCCCGCACCGAGAUCGAGGGCACCCAGAAGCUGCUGAACAAGGACUUGGCCGCCCUGAUCGGGAAGAUGCGGCUGGCGCAGCAGAAUUCCGGGACUUCCCUGCGCUCGGAAUUCCAGCGGCAGAUGCUGACGGCUUCCCACGCCCUGGCCGUGGACGCCAAGAACCUUCUGGAUUCCGUGGAUCAGGCCAAGCUCCGGGCCAAGCCGGGCUCGGAAUGACGGAGGAAAAGCGGGAAAAGACAAAAGGCGAUGGAAGAAAAGCCGGAGCGGCCGCCGGCGGAUCCGUGGGAUCCGUUGGAUUCGCCGCCGUUGUUUUUCCCGCUUCCCGUGGGUUUUGUUUUUUCUGUCGUUCCCCUGCUGCUCGUGUCUGCCGGUGUCGCGUUCGCUCUUGGGCUGGGAGGCGUCCGUCUGUCCGUCUGUCCGUGUGUCCGUCCGUCCGUCCGGGGCGGGGGGGUUUCCCGGGAAAAAGAAGAUUUCCCAGGAAAAAUAAGGGGUUUUCCCAGGAAAAGGAAGG
Poecile atricapillus (Black-capped chickadee) is the source of this 3426-nucleotide messenger RNA. It is a transcript of the gene PTK2B, whose product is annotated as protein tyrosine kinase 2 beta. Gene Ontology annotation, biological process: protein phosphorylation; signal complex assembly. Gene Ontology annotation, molecular function: ATP binding; protein tyrosine kinase activity. The record is from RefSeq and is a predicted model, not a curated record. The transcript has 30 exons. Gene Ontology annotation, cellular component: focal adhesion; cytoskeleton. The coding region runs from base 156 to 3131 and encodes 991 amino acids. Lineage: Eukaryota; Metazoa; Chordata; Aves; Passeriformes; Paridae.